Molecule: messenger RNA, 1182 nt
Organism: Fraxinus pennsylvanica
Lineage: Eukaryota; Viridiplantae; Streptophyta; Magnoliopsida; Lamiales; Oleaceae
Source: the annotation of a GenBank genome assembly
AUGCUACUUAGAUCCACUUUUUCAAGAAUCCACAAAUAUGAAUUCUUUAACAAUUUCGGCAGUCUUGCGAAGGUAAAUUCAUUACUUUUGGACUCAGAAACUGCAAUUUCUCCGUCAAAAUUGAAACCCUUUUCAUCGGAGGAUAAGUCAUUAGAAAAAGUGAAUCUUAUAUCCUAUUUGAUAAAUUCCUGUGGGUUAUCUCCAGAGAAGGCUAUUUCUACUUCCAAAAAAGUGCAUUUCGACAGCCCAGAAAGACCAGAUGCUGUUCUUGAUUUUCUUACAAAACAUGGAUUUAGCAAAUCGCAAAUUGCCGAGCUUGUGCGGAAACGCCCUUUGCUUCUUUUAUCCGAUCCUGAGAAGACCCUUUUGCCCAAGAUUGAGUUUUUCUUGCAGUCGACUGGAGUUUCGAAAGCCGACCUUUUCAGAACCAUUUCAAGAGACCCUACGUUCUUGACAAGAAGUGUGGAGAAUCAACUUAUACCAAUUUAUAAUUACCUCAAGGAUAUAAUCGGAGAUGAAAAGGUCGUGACUCUUUUGAGACGCGGUUCGUGGGUUUUUCAUCGGGCAAUUACAAAGAGACUUGUGCCGAAUGUGGACUUUUUGCGGGCACUUGGAGUUCCUAGUUCGUUUAUUGCAUUAGUGUUGUCUAAUUUUCCAGAGGCCGUCGCUCAAAAACAUGACCAGCUCAAAGAAAUGGUUGCAGAGGUGAAGGAAAUGGGAUUUGAUCCAUUGAAAUCAACGUUUGUAUUGGCAUUACAUGCUCGUUCAGGGGAGGGUAAUAGGGCUUUAUGGGAAAAUUGCUAUGAAACUUAUAGGAAAUGGGGUUGGUCGAAGGAUGAUAUUUACAUGGCAUUUAAAAAACAUCCUCAUUGUAUGCUUUUGUCCGAAAAGAAAAUCUCUGGAGUUUUGAGUUUCCUAGUUACUAAGAUGGGUUGUGAGUCCAGAAUGAUUGCGCAUAAUCCACAUCUUCUCUUCUACAGUUUGGAGAAGAGGAUUAUCCCCAGAUGCUCUGUCAUUCGCCUUUUGUUCUUGAAGGGUUUAGUUAGGAAAGAUAAGAGCUUGAACACUAUAUUGUGUCCUGCAGAGAAAUAUUUCUUGGACACGUUUGUGACUAAGUAUGCUGAGGCAUUACCUCAACUUUUCGAUAUUUAUAAAGGGAAGGCAGUGGUUCCGGAAGAAUAA